This is a messenger RNA of Aphanomyces invadans, 483 nucleotides long. RefSeq lists its product as hypothetical. Gene Ontology annotation, cellular component: mitochondrion. The transcript is spliced from 3 exons. Lineage: Eukaryota; Oomycota; Saprolegniomycetes; Saprolegniales; Verrucalvaceae. The record is from RefSeq and is a predicted model, not a curated record. The annotation marks the transcript as partial.
CAUGAACGCCACGAUUCGCCGGGCCAUCCAAGGAUCGACCUUCUCGUCGUCGGCAAAGCAACUCAUGACAGAACAAGGACCUAUCUUCUCUUCGAUUCAGAAGAAGCUGCAAGACGCAUUUCAGCCGUCGCACUUGGAAGUCCUGAACGAGAGCUACAUGCACAACGUCCCGAAGGGAUCGGAGACGCAUUUCAAGGUCGUCGUCGUGUCGGCGGCGUUUGAAGGCAAACCAUUGAUUCAACGUCAUCGGCUUGUCAACCAAGUGCUGGCGGACGAACUCGACGGCGGCGUCCAUGCGCUGUCCAUCCAGAGCAAGACGCCGUCCCAAUGGGACGCCAACAGCACAGUUCGCCCGUCGCCGUCGUGCCUCGGUGGAAUGUUGCACGACCCGACGAAAAAGUAAUGUGUCAUCUUACUUCAAAUAUUGCCUUUGGAGCAAGUGAAUCAACAUGGAAAUGGCCCCACCGAGGAGCACUGCUACAA